Messenger RNA from Fundulus heteroclitus (mummichog), 1952 nucleotides. Its product is annotated as butyrophilin-like protein 2. The coding region runs from base 202 to 1035 and encodes 277 amino acids. The transcript is spliced from 3 exons. The record is from RefSeq and is a predicted model, not a curated record. NCBI's taxonomy places the organism in Eukaryota, Metazoa, Chordata, Actinopteri, Cyprinodontiformes, Fundulidae.
UUCCGUGAAGCCGUCGAAGUGAGGGUUGUACUCGAUUCAGUCGCUGUCGUCUUGAUUAGAAAUUGUUAGUUUGCCUUAACUGAAGUUAAAGUUUUAUCUAACUGUAAAUGAGCUCUACGGAGUUUAUUCUUAAAGUUUAACUCUGUUCAUGCUGAUUUAGUUAAGUUUGGCCUUCAACUGGUAGAAGAUCUGAAAGAGGAAAUGUCUGCUUCUCUGACUGUUGCGUCACUCGUGUUUGUGCUGGAUUCCAUCUUCAGUGUUUCUGCAGGUCAGAGAAACAUUCCAGCUGAACCAGAAGACAACGUCAUUCUGACAUGUAGAGCAGCUGAGAACAAAGAUGUUAUAGUUGUAGAGUGGAGGAGAACUGAUCUGGAGUCAGAUCAGCCUGUUCUUCUGUACAGAGACAAUUGGUUAGAUCCAGAUUUCCAGUCUUCAUCCUUUAGGAACCGGGUGUCUCUGCUGGAUGUGAAGAAUGGAGACGUGUCUUUGGUUCUGAAGAACGUGACGACUGAUGAUUGCGGAACAUAUGAGUGUCGAGUCGUUCAGGGAGGAAAUAAUCGCAGGAAGAGAUAUAUUCUGAAGACUGAGCCCAUCAGCACCUUUAACCUGAGAGUUGAAGCAGGUCAGAGAAACAUCACAGCAGAACCAGGAGACAACGUCAUUCUGACAUGUAGAGCAGCUGAGAACAAAGAUGUUAUAGUUGUAGAGUGGAGCAGAACUGAUCUGGAGUCAGAUCAUUAUGUUCUUCUGUACAGAGACAGACAGUUUGAUCCAGAGGGUCAGUCCCCAUCCUUUAAGAACCGGGUGGAUCUGCAGGACGUGAAGAAUGGAGACGUGUCUUUGGUUCUGAAGAACGUGACGACUGAUGAUAGAGGAACAUAUGAGUGUCGAGUCGUUCAGAGAGGAAAUAAUGAAUUUAUGUCCAUCUGCAUCAUUAACCUGAGAGUUGAAGCAGGUGAGUCUGUCUGUGGAUCAGAAGCUCCUGCAGCUUCCUGGUUGUUGAUGGAAGAGAGAAACAGAUCAGAUGUUAGAUGAUGGAGAUGGACAGAAAGACUUCAAUGAAUCCUGGUUUUCAUUUCUGACAGAACCAUCCUAGAACUGAACAAUUUGACAGUUUUCUUCCAGAAAGUCCAACAGAAAUGUAGAACGUCAUCCAGCUGCUUUGAUUUAGUUCAAGAAGCAUCAGAUGCUGCUUUGCUGCUGCUGCUGCUGCUAAAAUCAUCUAUUAUUACAGUUCUACUGAUGUGCUCUAAGACAUUUAUUUAUUAUUGAAGACAUAGAAACAAAUGUGGAGAAUCAGAAGAUAAAUGAGGGCUGGCAGUGACUCUGUUUAAAAUCAGUCUCCAUGUCAUUCCAGUCAUUUACCAAUCAGUUGAUUUCAGGUAAAGAUGCUGAAAUCAAUGCAGAAUAAAGUCUAUUUCAGUCCCCAGUAGUCAGACAUCAGAUAUGUAGAGCAGCAUCAUGUGAUCUGCUCCUGGCCAGCACCAAGAUGGACUCCUGGCUUUCAGAGAACAGCUUCUGGAUCAGAGGAUUGUUGCUGUUCUGGAGCAGAACAGCAACAAUCCUCCAGAACUUUCCUCAGGAUCCUGUUAAAGGUGGAGAAAGAUUUCUACCAUCAAGCUGUUUAGUCACUUUAAGCAACAUGACAAGCUGCAGAGCUGCACUACAAGGUCACCUUCAAGAACUGCUGCUAUGGUCUGCUGCUGUCUACAACAUUUAAUCUAGUGGACCUUCAGAGGAGGGAGCGUAAUAGAAAGGUGGAGGAAACAGAGCUGGAGAUGCUGAUGAGACUCUGGAGGAAGCAGCUGCUCUGAGAUCAGAGAUCAGUAGAUGAUGUGGGACAGCAGCUUCUCUAUCGUCUCCUAGCUGAAACAUCAGACUAACUCCUGAUUCUCUUCUGCAGGGAACGAGGAUGGAGGAAACAAGGAUGGACAAAAGGAGGAUGGAGGGAG